This is a messenger RNA of Camellia sinensis, 2023 nucleotides long. The record is from RefSeq and is a predicted model, not a curated record. NCBI's taxonomy places the organism in Eukaryota, Viridiplantae, Streptophyta, Magnoliopsida, Ericales, Theaceae.
GGGUGAAGGUAUACAUCACAAGAAGUUGAAAAUAGCAUUCUUCUAUAACAUGAAAUAUUUCAUUGUAUGAAUCUUGAAAUCACUUUCUUUAUAACAACUUGAAAAUAGCAUUCUUCUAUAGCAUGAAAUAUCUUACCUUUAGUUUGUUCAAGAUUAAUGAUUUGCAGGAUUUUUUUAUUAUUUUAUUAUUUUUUGUGACCUGAAUGAACAUAUGCUUGGAAUUUACUGCAAAUUUGAUAGGGGAAUACAUUGAAAAGGGAGCAUCAUCAGUUGUUUUUUCAGAUGCUAUAUUUGAUAAAGAGGCGAUGGACCAAAGAAAUUUUGAUCAAAUAUGUCAACUUUCCCAUCUUAUAGCUUUGCGGGCCAAUGAAGCUGUACGAAUGUGGGAAUUUGAGCCUCCUAUUGCAUAUGAUUUUUAGUUAACCAUUGGAUUAUUUUGUUGGUGAUGGUAGAAUUAGUAGAGGGGGAAAAAAGACAGAAAGGGAAAAGAAAUGAUUUGAGACAAUGAAGAGAGAGAAACUUAGGGUUCUCUCCCUCAUUUAAUAAUAUUUAUGUUAAAUGAGUUCAAAGUACAAAGUACCUGCAAGUAACAUAACAUAUCUUGUUACAGUUGUUGAUACAAUUUCUAAGUGUUAACAAGCUAUGCUUUCAGCAUUUUUACAAAAGCCACUACUACCCUCGCAAUUGUUCUGGCUUUCUUGAGUUUGUUAGUACUCUAUCUUCUUGAGUUCGUUGGUAUUUAGAUACAUUCUAAACUUUCCUUCUUCUUGUUUAUGAAUGAAGUUUGAAUAACCAAUGAAUUAAUGCUUGAAGACGUUAAAGUUGUUCCCCUAUUUUUUGGGACUCAUGCUUCAUUGUCUGUGGGUUCUAAUUGAUUCAUGUACAUUUGUAGGAAGAGAGUGUGUAAUCUCAACAAGUUUUAUGAAUCUUAAGUAAUUCGUGUUUUACCAGUCAAGUUCAUGUUAAUCUCUCAAGUGCAUCAAACGAGUUUAUUGACAACCGGUGCAAGCUGCAAACUGUGGUGGCUUGCGACUGUGGAACUUGGACUUUUAAAAGGCCGCCAUCCUCUUUGGAAAGAUGUCGAUAUUACCCUUAAUCCUUCAAAAGGUUUAGCAUGGGUGGAAGGCACAUCAUCUGAUAAAAGUGGUAGAGUGAACAAACUCCUGAAUCUUUCCCAGUCAAAUGUUUUAAAUGGGUAUUCUUCAUAUCCUUUAGAGGAGAGGCUUGGAGAAAGUGAUAUCUCAGCUAGCAUCAGUUCAAGAUUCAGAUGUGAUUCACAGAGAAAUCCUGAAAUUGAAGAUAGAGGAUUGCAACAAAAGAGCAAUGGUACAUUAGAGCAGGCUAGCUCUAUUGAUGCAGUAUUAGUCAAAGACGAAGGCAGUCCUAUAGAUGAUGAAAGAGGCCAAGUGCUCCAAACUGCACAAGUGGCUAUGAAUAUGAUUGAUGUGACCAUGCCUGGUACUCUGACUGAAGAACAGAAGCAGAAGGUCCUAAUGGCUAUGGGCCAAGGAGAGGCAGUUGUGAAAGCUUUGCAAGAUGCCUAAUUUAUGUGCUUCACAUGUCAAUAAUCUUUCUCCAAGUUAUCUUUCUCCCUCCCUCAAAUUAUAGCUUUGUGAAGCAGCUCAAGUAGUAAAGGUGGAUUCUUCCAAGGUUGAUGAGAGCAAAGGAAGAAAACACAAGCAUCUCGUGAGUCACAUUGUCCGACAGUGUUAGACAAUUUUUGAAAUUAAAUUUUACUUCAUUUUAUAUCUCUCUCCUCCUCUUUUGGUCCACCUCCUCCUCCUCUAGCCACUACCACCUAGGGGUGUAAACGGCUUGGUCAAGAGUGAGGGAAAAUUUAGCACUAAAUUGGAAUUUUCCAUUUUGUUGAUUGAAGAACUGAAUCAAACUGCAUGCUACGGUUUGGUUUUGUUGGUUUGGUGUAGAUGAGGGAUUCACAUGAGAUUUUAAAGGGUUUUAUAAAAACUUGUAGAAUCCCACAUUGGUAAUAAAUAAAGAAAAAUAGUGAGAGUUGUUCUAUAAA